This is a messenger RNA of Clunio marinus, 10379 nucleotides long. Lineage: Eukaryota; Metazoa; Arthropoda; Insecta; Diptera; Chironomidae. The record is from the annotation of a GenBank genome assembly.
ACAAUAUAGAUGCUAAAUCUUUGCUGUUUUCCUUUUAGUGAGCUCUAGAAUAAAAAAUAAAUUUCAGUGGAAAAGUGGAAGAAAAACAUAGUAAAAAUAUUAUUAAACAAUGUCUUCGUUGCAUUUUGUCGUUUCUAUAGGGGAGGGUGAUCAAUUAAACGACAGAAUACGCGAAGUCGCUGAUAAAAUAAACAAAUAUGGAACACAGACAUUUCCAGCAUUACAUUCAUUGAAAGUGCCUGUAAAGCAAGUUGUCGUUGGUAAUUCAUAUCUUGGUGUCUUGUUAGCUGACGGGCGUGCAUUUCGUGUUGCUUAUUCAGUUAUCGCUGAACGUCUUGAUUUAAGUAAACACGAUUCAUCAACGAAAAAUAAUGGAGCAGGUGCUGGUAAUGGAAAUACAAAUAGUGGAAGUACUGGUGGAAAUGGCGGCUCAUCAACGUCUAAGCCAGCUCAAGCGUCAUCACGACAACUUGCAAGAUCAACUCGUGCUAGAAUUAUGAGAACAAGUGGAAGUUCUGUAAGAGGACAAACAUCACGAAGCACUGGAGUAAUAAUCGGUGGAACAACAUCGGGACGAUCUUUAGUGACAGUGCCAGCAACAUUUGUUCCCGAAGAACUCAUUUCACAAGCACAGGUUGUGUUACAAGGCAAGAGUCGUAGUCUCAUCAUUCGUGAAUUGCAAAGAACCAAUUUGGAUGUGAAUUUAGCCGUGAAUAAUUUAUUGUCACGAGAUGACGAAGAAGGUGAAGAUACGGAAGAAGGCAGUGACAAUUAUGUUCCUGAAGACUUAAUUUCAUUACUCGACAGUGGAAUUCAUCCUGAUCCGAGUCUCUUACUUGAUAACGAUGCAAUGUUCUCAGAAGAUAUGAGAACGUUUCGUAAUCUUAUGUUAAGUAGUCGCGAUCGAAUGCAAAGCUCAUCAGCGCCAUCAUCAAAUCAAAAUGAAAGUGGAAAUGUGCGAUCAAGUGGAACAAGUAGUAGUACAAGUGCGGUUGUGUCUGGAAGUGGUUCAGGAACGAGUGCAAGUUUAACAUUUGGGAGAUUGAGAGAUCGAACAUAUUUCGGACCACGUCGUUGGUUUCAAUCAACACGAGAUGAAGUUCAGUGGGAAAAAGAGCAGGAAACUCGAAAUAAACUCGACACAUCGUCUGGAUUUCCAUUAUGGAUUUCUGAUGAUCUUGAAUUUUGGCCUGAUAAAGACGGCGCACGUUUCAUUCAAAUUGCUGCACUUCACUCAGAAUUUAUCGCAAUUUCAACAAAAGGUGAACUUCAUCAAUGGCGUUGGGCUGAUCGUGAGCCUUAUCGUAACAAUGAACUUGCAAAUAUUCACCAUCCAAAGACGCAAUCGUUGGGACUUACCUAUGAAAAGAUUGUUCAUAUAUCAGCGACAACAAUUCGAUGUUCGGUUGUGACCGAAAGUGGAAAAAUUGCCAAUUGGAUGGAUGAACAAUUAGGAUAUGCAGGAAAUAAAUUAGAACAUCAAGCGACAAGUUAUCCUGAGUUUACACUCGAUAAAAUUACUUCACUUCAUACUUGUUCACUUUACACAGUCGCACGAACUGAAAGUGGUGAAUUAUUUUGGUGGGGCGUGUUGCCAUUUAGUCAACGUAAGAAAAUGUGGGAGAAAUAUAAAGCAAAGUCGAAAAAACCUCAGAAGAAAGAUAAAGACAAAGAUCAAUCAUCAUCAUCGUCAUCAAGUGAAGUUACGGUUGGUGCACAAGUUUGUAUGAAGAAUAGUCCAAUGUAUCAACCUGGCGCUAUUGGGUUUUGUAUAUCGAAUGGUGUACCGAAAGUUGGACAAUUACUCAAUGCUGCUUGGGAUUUGAUGAACAUUUGUCGAUUUAAAAUUCUUCCAAUGCCACAAUCAUCGUUGACAUCAACAAGCUCGAAUGGAUCAACAAGUGGAGUAAAUUUGGAAGUUAAAGAAGCGACAGUGAAAAUUCCAUCAUCGAUUGGAAUCACAAACACGAAUUCAAACUCGAGUGGAUCAACAUCGAGUGUUGGGAAUAAAGAAACAGCUGAUCGAUUGGAUAUGCCACCCCCGCCAUCACCAGCAAGUUCAACCUGUAGUGACACUUCGGUGAGUGUUAAGCGUAAACGAAUAACACAAAAAGAAGAUUCAGAUGGAAAGAAAGAUGAAGAAUUUUGGAACUUAAAGGAUGUUGUGUUCGUUGAAGAUGUGAGAUCAGUGCCAGUUGGACGUGUGUUGAAAGUUGAUGGACAAUUUGCGGCUGUUCGUUUUCCUUCAAAUAACACAAAAGAUAAAUUUGAUGAAUCAUCAAUUGAUGCAUGGCAAGAUUGUCGUUUGCUACGUAAAGAUGAUUUGCAAAUUAUUAAAUCAACAGCAACAUCGAGAGUUCCUGAUUGCAUUCAAAAGAUUCCGCGUCGUAUUGUAUUGAAUCUUCAACUCAAUGAACAUUCACAAUUAUUGACACUUGCUAUUGAUUCGAAAGGAAUUCAUACGAUUAUGAAAACUGGAACGACAUUACAUUAUUCGUUGUUUAAUUUAAGUGGAGGACGAAUGGGAAAGUCGAGCAAUUUUCCAACUGACAUCAACUCAUUUAUGGGAAAAUCAUCACAAAAUAUUUCACUCGUUUGUGCGGGUGAUCAGCCAGAAAGUAUUUUAAUACUUCGUGAUGGAAAUAAAACAAUUUAUCCGCUUGCAAAAGAUUGUCUUGAAGCAGUUCGUGAUCCAUUGUGGAUGGAUUUGCCGCCUUUAAGUUGUGUUGCUGCAACGCCUGUCACAAUUCAAUCAACAAAUGUCAAUACAAAAACUCAAGUUACGCUCGUCGUUAUGGCAACAGAACAACAACUUUUAAUGCCAAAAAUCAUGCGAUGCGAUGUUGAUGCAAUAAAAUAUUUCCUUGGACAAUUGAAUGGUGAAUUAAAGUCACAAGUCUCAGCUGUUGUACAAGAGUUUGCUGACGGAAAUAGAAAUAUUCUUCAUGCAUGUGUGACACAAUGUUCGCCAACAUCAAACAAAGAUUCUGAUCAAGAUUUAAAUAUUUCGAAUGCUAACAAUUCAUCAUCGAAUAAUUCGGGACCGAAUGUUGUUCUUGAUUGCAUUAAUGCUGUUGCCAAUUCAAUGAUAUCACGCCCAUCAAGUAGCAUUAGAGAUUUAAUGCGACGAUCAUCAUCAACAUCAGCAUUGGCUGGGGAUGUGCAUAUGUCAUCGUCAGGUGUUUCUGUGUCAUCAGCUGAUGACAAUUCAAUAAAUCUUUCUUAUUGGCCGAGUGAAUACGAAGGUGGAAAUUCAGGUGAUGAAGACAGUUUAUCUGGAAUUCAUAUGCAGAAAGUUCCACCACAAAAUCAAUCAACAGAAAUGUAUGUUUCGGAUCCGACUGAACGACGAUUAAAUGCACUUUUAAGUGUUCAAAUGAUUUGCGAAAAUUCAGCACUGCAACCUCAUCUUCGGCAACUUUUAAGUGCCAAAGAUUCAACAGGACAAACACCUUUCAUGCUUGCUGUAUCAAGUCGAGCUUAUCAAGCCGGAAUUGUGUUGUUUGAAACAAUUUUGAAGAUUGCAAAUGGCGAUGCACAAAUUAGAGAUUCAAUGGUGUUUCCAAAUGGUUGUACACCUGAUCAAUCGCCACUUCAUGUGAUUUGUUGUAACGAUACAUGUUCAUUUACAUGGACCGGGGCUGAUCAUAUAAAUCAAGAUAUCUUUGAAUGUCAAACUUGUGGAUUAAGCGGGUCAUUGUGUUGCUGCACGGAAUGCGCUAAAGUUUGUCAUAAAGGUCAUGACUGCAAAUUAAAACAAACAACACCGACAGCAUAUUGUGAUUGUUGGCAAAAAUGUAAAUGCAAAGCGCUCAUUGCUGGAAAUCAAACAAAACGUGCUGAACUUUUGGAGAAGUUGAUUAAAGAUACAGAUCUUGUGAUGAGAUUCAAUUCACGCGGUGAAUCAAUUCUAUUGUUUUUGAUUCAGACAGUUGGACGACAAUCAAUUGAACAACGUCAAUAUCGUUCAGCAAGAGGACAACAAAGAAGUUCAGGAAGUUAUUUGAAUCGAAAAACUCCAUCAAUUGAUACUGAAGGUGAAAUGCCAGAACAUGAUUUAGAGCCACCAAGAUUCGCUAGAAAAGCUUUGGAAAGAUUACUUGGUGAUUGGAAUUCUGUUCGUGCAAUGAUUCAAACAGGAGUUGAAAAUGAAAUCAAUUUAAAUUCAAAAAUGACAAGUCAAGUAUUUUACGAAGACAGCGACAGCAAAAGUCUUUACAUCAACUCACAAAGCGGAACAAUAAUGUUGGAUAAAUUCACACAUAUUCUGUUCUUCCGUUGCACUAAUGAACCUUUAGAUGCUUUAUUGUCAACAUUGACGAAUGAAUUGCGAACUGGAAAAGUUGAUGAAGCUCAAAAAGUUGCACGUCGAUUUGUUCGUUCAGUUGCACGAGUUUUUGUUAUUUUCAGUAUUGAGAAAUCGAAUAAUCCAGACAAGCAAAAGAAUUCAACAUUACAAGCUCGAUUAAUGCAGUCAUAUCGACGUGUUUUUACAUCACUUUUAAAGUUUGCCAUUGAAGAAUUGGUUGAGAUUGCUGACGCUCUCAUCGCUCCAGUCAGACUUGGUGUUGUUCGACCAACAGCGCCAUUCCAAUUGCCAUCAUCAUCCAACAAUUUAGACGCUGAUGAUUUGUUCUCAGUUGAACCUUUAGCUCCCGCAUCACGACAAAGUUCACUUCAAGACGCUGUCACAUCUCGAAUUGACACUGAAGCAUCUGACAGUGGAUUCUUAGCUCGCAUUUCAUCAGCUUUAAGAAAUGAUUUAGAUGAUGCAAAUGAUCCCGAUGCGAUGGUUCAUGACGAUGGUGACAUUUCAGAACAAGACGAUUCACAAUCUGUUAUUCAUGCACGACAACAUAUCAGCAAUAAUAAUAACAAUAACAAUAAUAACAACGUUGCUGAUGAAGUUGUUGAUGAUCAAAUGGGACAAGAUGGUGGUCACGAAGCUGAAAGUGACAAUGAAUUCAACUUUCAAGAAGCUGAAACUGAAAGUGAUUCAGACGAUAAUCAAAGUACGCAAGAUGCUGGUCGAAGUGUUCAAACAGGAGCAACUGCCGGUUCUGACACUGGUUUAUCUAAUUUCGUUUUAAUCAAUGAAGAUGAUACUGGCGAUUCAAGUCAACCAGAUGAAGAUGGAUCGGAGGAUGCUGACAGUGAUGAGCAAUCGACAGAAGAGUUUGUACUUGAUGAGCAAUUGGAACGUCGCACGACAUCGUCGGGACAACAGAGAAGCAACGCACCACCACAUUCAUUACAUUGGGCGAUCAGAAGUCGUGACACGACGAGAACAACAAACUUGCAUCGUUUAGCUGGUGCUUCUAAUCUCGUUUUUAUCGAUCCUAGUGCGAUAAGAAGAUCGACAUCAGCAAGUGCUGUCGCAGCACAAGAAGCUCCAACAAUGGCAACAACAUCAAGUUCAUUAGCUCGUGCAUUUGGAAUUGUUUUACGUCAAAUCAGUGAACUUGUUGGAACAUUAGCAUGGAAGUUUACAUGUCCGCCAUCGAAUAAUUGUGAUAGAACUUAUCAAGAGACUGUUCAGUUGCAGAUGUUUGUCGAACGACGACUUAAACCGACUUGGGAUUGGAUUCUUACUGUGAUGGAUGCAACAGAAGCUCAACUUCGUUUUGGUGCUUCGUUAACUGAUUCAACAGAUUCAGCUCAUCCAUUACAUCCAUCAAAUAACAACUCAACAACUGCUACAACGUCAUCAUCAACAAAUGCAACAACCAACACGACAACUUCAAAUGUUGGAGCGCCACAAAGACCCAACCGCACAGUCACAAUACAAAUGCUCACGCCAAACUUAAAUACUUUCAAUAGUGGUAGUCGCGCACGUGAUCGAACAAAUGGUGGUACUGACAAUGCAACAAGUCGAAGAGAUUUCUUAACAUAUUGUUUGUCACUAAUGCGUGCACAUAACUCAGAACAUCGCGAUUCACUUCCAGUUCUUGACGUCACAGCGUUACGUCACGUCGCGUACGUUCUUGACGCAAUCAUUUUCUAUAUGCGCGCUUCAAAUGAAUUGGAUUGCGAUCGAAAUGAUUCAAAUGCUUGGGAUGAUCAAGAUGAUAAUGAAAAUGACGAUGUUGAUGAUGAAUUUACAACAUCGCUUGUUAUAGACACGGAUUCAAUUGAUGAUAGUGACAUGGUCCGACCAUCGCUUGGCAAGCGUCAUGGAUUCUUCCAAAGAUCUGAAUCAACACUUUGUCUUGGAUGUCCGGCACCUGAUUCAUUCAACACACCGAUGAAUGAACCUCUUCCACUCGCCGAUCAACCUCAACUUCUCCAACCAAAUGCACGACGUGAAGAUUUGUUUGGAAUGCCAAAGCAAGCAAUCACUGUGCCAACUGGCGAUCAAUCAGGUUCAUCAACUUUAGAAUUGCCACCAAUAAGACUUGGAUUAUCAUCACAAAAUCCUUCAACAGCCUCAAAUACUGUCGUCAUAUCAUGCGUGAAUCCAACAGCACAAACUGAAUCACAAAGUGAGACAAUUGAAGAAACAUUAACAACUAAACAACAAAUGACGAUGCGAACAAGUCAUGGUGGAAAUAAGCAAAAAGAUCAAGAAACAAUCUCGUCACUUAAACGUCCACAUUCACCGCAACCAGGUCCAUCGAAUGUUCGUAAACAUUUCGAAGAAUAUGAAGAUGAUGACGAUAGUAUCGAAGAUGAACCGCAAGACUUAUCACAACAAACUUUGGAUCUUCGUCAUACAAGCAACAAAAUGGAUGUUGACAAUGUUCCACAAAUUCCACCAUUAAAGUCAUCUGACAAUAAUAAUUCUUAUGAUGAUUCAGAUGACAGUGAUAAUGACUCAAAUUCAAUUCGUUCACCAGUUCAUAAGAAACAUCGCUUAAUGGAAUCAACUGACAUUCAACCAGAACAAUUUGCAUUAAUUCCAAAGUCACAUGAUGAUCAACAACAGCAACAGAUGAAUGAUCAAGAAGUUGAUCCAUCAGUUCGUCCUCCAAUUAUUGUCGUAACAAGAAGAAAUGUCGCUGACGCAAUUGAAGCUGUAACAGCGACAGUUUUAUCAAAGAAUAAGAAAACAAAUCUCAAUGAUUGUGUGACACCUGAAACGCCGUUGAGUUAUCUUCCAAAUAGUUUCAUGUAUGAUGGAAAGUCUGGCAGUGGUGAAGGUACUGAUCAUGGUUCAUCAUCAUCAACAAGCAAAUCAAGUGUCAUUGUUCGUGUUGGGCCAUCGACUUCAACAACUCCAAUUGAUAAUGUAAUGGAAACAAUUGACGAGAAUCAAGAAGUGUCAGCAAAUGUUACAAUUGAAACAACAAACACGCCAAUUCCACCUCAAUUGGUGCAAGAAUUACCACCACGUGGUGUUUACUUCCGUUCGAAUGUCACAUCCGAUCUGUUACUUGGACGUUGGCGUUUAUCUUUGAUUCUGUUUGGACGAGUUUUUCAAGAAGAUGUUGGGAUGGAGCCGGGAAGUAUCAUUUCGGAACUUGGUGGAUUUCCAGUUAAGGAAGCGAAAUUCCGUCGUCACAUGGAGAAACUUCGUAAUGGUCAACAAAGAGAUUUAACUUUAUCGAAGAUUGAUCGUGCAAGGAAUUGUUUGAUACCGCAAACAUUCAAAGAACUCAACACACAGUACAACAAUAACAAUAGAAGACUUCAACCGCCACUUGCUUUCAAUCGCGUUAAAGUGACAUUCAAAGAUGAACCUGGUGAAGGUUCAGGUGUUGCUCGAAGCUUCUACACAUUAAUCGCUGAAGCUCUUUUGUCAAGAGAAAAUCUUCCGAAUCUCGAAAGUGCUCAAGUUGGUUCUAGUAAAUAUAAUGUUCCAUUCACUACAAUGAUUCGACAAAGAAAUGCUUCGUCAAGUGGAGGAGGAGGUGGUGGAAGUGGCAGUCAAGGAUCUUCAGUAACAAUUGCAACAAAUUCGCCAUCAAAUCCACCGCCAAGAGAACUUAGCGAACCAAUUCGUCGAAUAACAACGAAGAGAACUUUAUGGCGAUACAGGGACAAUCGUAAAGUGAUGUUAAAUUAUGAUUCACGACCGUUUAGACCACAAAGUGAAGGUGGAAGUAAUGAACAUCUGUCUGGUCAUCAACAACAAUUAGGCGAACGUUUAUAUAAUAAAGUUCUUCAAAUUCAUCCAGCACAAGCAUCAAAGAUCACUGGAAUGCUUUUAGAUUUGCCACCCACGCAGUGGAUUAUGUUGUUAUCAUCUGAUGAGACUUUAAGACAAAAGGCUAAUGAAGCAAUGGCGUUGAUAACAUUUAGACAUCGAAUGGAUCGUGAAAGCAAUAAUGGAUCAAAUUCUAGCGGCGGUGGUGGUGGUUCUGGAAGUAACAGCAAUAAUAAUAAUCAACAAUCAUCAGCUUCUGUCUCAUUAAACAUUUCAAAUUCAGCUACUUUGAAUAUUAUAAAUUCAGAUGCAUCAGCAAAUAAUCAACAACAAGGAUCGUCAUCGUCACAACAGCAGCAGCAGCAACAAGGAGCAAAGAAAUUAAAUUCAAUUGUUGUUCUUGAAGACUGUCAGAUUGAUGACAAUGCGCCAUUGUUUUAUCAACCAGGAAAGCCAAACUUCUUCAGUCCACGUCAAGGUUAUCCGUCAUUUGAACGCAUCAAUGCAUUUAGAAAUGUUGGACGCUUAAUUGGACUUUGCUUACUACAAAAUGAAUUAUUGCCAAUCUUUUUACAACGUCAUGUCUUGAAAUAUAUUCUUGGACGACAAAUUCGAUUCCAUGACUUGGCAUUCUUCGAUCCAAUUGUUUAUGAAUCAUUGCGACAAUUGGUGAAAGAUUCGCAAAGUAAAAAUGGUGCGCAAUUAUUGCAAUCGUUGGAGCUUAAUUUUGUCAUCGAUUUGGGACCAGAAGAGGGAGGCGGUUCUGUUGAAUUGGUUCACAAUGGUCGUGACAUUAUUGUGAAUGAACAAAAUGUUUACGAUUAUGUUCGAAAAUAUGCCGAAUAUCGUAUGAUUAAGACGCAAGAGAAAUCAUUGGAGGCACUCCGAUUGGGAGUGUUCGAUGUGCUACCAGAAACAGCUUUGGAUUCGUUAACAGCUGAAGAUUUGAGACUGCUUUUGAAUGGUGUUGGUGAUAUCAAUGUUUCAGUUCUAUCCAACUACACGUCAUUCAAUGAUGAAUCGAAUGAAAGUGCUGAGAAAUUGCAAAGAUUUAAGCGAUGGUUAUGGCAGAUUGUCGAGCGAAUGACGAAUUUAGAGCGACAAGAUUUGAUUUACUUUUGGACGGGUUCACCAGCAUUACCAGCAUCUGAGGAAGGUUUUCAGCCUAUGCCAACUGUCACAAUACGUCCAGCAGACGAUGCGCAUCUUCCAACAGCUAACACAUGCAUUUCAAGACUUUACAUCCCACUUUACUCAAGCAAAGCCGUUUUGCGUCACAAACUGUUGAUGGCAAUUAAAACUAAAAAUUUUGGAUUCGUUUAAUUGCUUUGUUUUUCCUUCCUACUCUCCUUUCCACAAAUUUAUUAACAAAAGAUAAGGAAUUAUUAAUAACGACGACACUUUGCCUUGCUAUUUAGACUUUGAUCUUGACUUUGAGAAACUUUCAGUUCAAGUUUUGUUUGAAAAAGACGCUUAGGAAAGUCUCCUGAUUGAUUGGCUCAAAUAUGAUUGUUUUGUGAGUUAUAAUUGACGCCAUUCUGUGACAGAUUAAAGUCGGCAUGGCCUGCAAGAUCAAUUCGUUGGAUUAACUUAAAGAAAAAGCUUAAAAGUGUUGUCAAUUUUAAGUUUUCUCUUCUUAAUAUUUACGUUUUCAAACGGAUAAAAUACAGAAAAAUAGCAGUUCUAACAACUUUCGGUCAUAACUAAUGGAAAAAUUAUUAAAACAGAACAUAAUUAAUAAUUUAAUCAAAAUCACCGUUGAAUGAAUGAAAUCAACUAAAGUUUUACAAUAAUUAAUAAAUACUAUUGGAUAAGUUUGAAUAAAUAAUUAUUUCACUGAUUCUUUCGUUUAAUUAUGUUAAGUCAAUUUUAAAAAUCUUUGUUUCUGUUCUCAAAGUUCUUUCUCUCAUAUUUUAAUAUCUACUGAAAAAAGCCUGUAAUGCAACUGACUAGAACAGGCCUUUUGUCUAGUGGAGAGAAUGUUCUACUGAAAAGUUUAUUUCGCUACUGAGUAGAAUGAACUUCCUGAAUUAAAAUUAAGGGAAAAAUAUUUUUAUAUCAGAAAUUGUAUCUAAUUGGAUUUUUUAUGAAAAAUUCGGACGAAUGUGAUUUUUUUUUGGAUUAGAAGAAAAAUUUUCAACAAAAGUGAGAGAGAGAAAAUUUUAAAUUUAAUGAAAUAAUUUGGAUUAUUAAAGAAUGGAAAAUUUUAGAUAAGAAUAUUGAGGAACUGAAGCUUAUAGGAAUGUAUCAAACUUGAUAUAGAACAUACGGUUUGACACAGUAAUGGUACGAU